UAAAUCCAACUUUCUCCUAUCAAACUAUCUAGGGUUUGGGUAUAUAAAGACGCCGACAACAUCCCGUGUUAGAUCAGAACCACAUAUUUUUCCGGUGGAGGCCUCAGAGGACCGAUUCCGACCUUUCUUGAAAAGCAUCUCCGUGUUCUUCUUAAUGGACGAACCAAAUGGGGCUGUAAAUGGUGUUAAAAUCAAGCUGGAGGAAGAAGAAACUAACGAAGACCUAAGAACUACUUCCGACCAUCAAAACGACGACGACGCCGGCGCUUCUCAGCCUCUUACCGGGGAUGGUGCCAGUCCUGGAAAGAUUUUUAUUGGGGGCUUGGCUAGAGAGACAACUUCAGCGCAAUUUGUCAAGCACUUUGGUAAAUAUGGUGAAAUCAUUGAUUCUGUGAUUAUGAAGGAAAGGCGAACAGGACAGCCACGUGGGUUUGGUUUUGUGACUUAUGCUGACCCCUCCGUUGUGGAUAAAGUCAUCGAGGAUGACCAUGUUAUAAAUGGAAAGCAAGUGGAAAUCAAGCGAACCAUACCUAGAGGAGGAGGUUCCAGCUCAAAAGAUUUCAAGACAAAGAAGAUUUUUGUGGGUGGCAUCCCAACAACAAUUAGUGAAGAUGAGUUCCGAGACUUCUUUUUAAAGUUUGGAGAGGUGAAAGAGCACCAAAUCAUGCGCGAUCAUUCUACUAGUCGUUCUCGUGGCUUUGGAUUCAUUACUUUUGACACAGAAAAAUCGGUUGAGGAUAUCUUGGCUAAUGGAAACAGGCUUGAUUUUGCUGGAACGCAGGUGGAAAUCAAGAAGGCUGAGCCUAAGAGACCUAAUGCACCACAACCAGCCCCAUUCAGGCGCCAAGGUCAUUCGAGAGCUGCAUAUGGUGGUGGAUUUUCAGAUUCUUAUGGUGGAUAUGGAGACUCUGGUUUUGGUGCUGGUCCUUAUAGGUCUGGUGGCGGCCCCUAUGGUGGCAGAUCCAGUGCAUUUGGUGGAUAUAGUGGAGCCGGAAUGGGUGGAUAUGGAGCAUAUGGUGGCAGUGGUGCUUAUGGAGGAGGCUUCAGGGAGGAGGCUUCUUUUGGGUAUUCUAGCCGUUAUGGUGGUGGAGCCUUUGGUAGAGGCUACGAUGUUGGUGGUGGGUAUGGAGGACCAGCUGAAGGCUAUGGAGGAUAUGCUGCUGGUGGUGAAUAUGGCAGUGGAUAUGGUGCUGCUGGUCUUGGCAGUGGGUAUGGAGGAGAUGCUACCGGAGGUUCAAUGUAUGGAAGUAGUAGGGGAAGCUAUGGUGGUGCUGGUUCCGGCAGAUAUCACCCUUAUGGGAGAUAGAAAGUGAAAUAUGUUGAAGCAAAUCUGAACUGUCUCUGGCUUGGUGAUAUUAAGCUUAUGGCCAGAGAUGUAUACUCAAUCAGGCAGUUGUUGAGAGCUAAAUCUUGUUUUUUUUUCUCCUCGAAUUUUGAUUGAAAAAUAUUAGUUCUGUUAAUCUACUUGCUCAAUCUAUAUACUGGUGUCUUUGAUA
Solanum dulcamara is the source of this 1496-nucleotide messenger RNA. Its product is annotated as heterogeneous nuclear ribonucleoprotein 1. Gene Ontology annotation, biological process: regulation of gene expression. Gene Ontology annotation, cellular component: nucleoplasm. NCBI's taxonomy places the organism in Eukaryota, Viridiplantae, Streptophyta, Magnoliopsida, Solanales, Solanaceae. The transcript has 6 exons. The record is from RefSeq and is a predicted model, not a curated record. Gene Ontology annotation, molecular function: RNA binding. Bases 155 to 1306 code for a protein of 383 amino acids.